AUGAGCUACGCGCCCGUCCCGCGGCAGACAGGACUUGGCGACCGGCCGCCGCCACCCCCAUCAAGAUGGGGCCGCCUUCAGGACCGCUUCGCCGAGUUCAAACGACAUCUCGAUCAGCGUCCCGAGCAGGCAUUUGUGCUCGUCUUCGUCCUCGUCUUCGUUCUGGGCACCGGCUCAUUCGUGCUCUACAUGAUCACGGGCGACUUUGACGACACUGGCGGCACACUCGAUAACGAUACAUGGGCCGAGGAGGCGAGGAGGUUCGAGGCGUACUUGAAGCCGAUCAUGGAUCGCCUCGAUAACAUCACAGCGAGACUCGAUCGGAUUGAGAGCAAGCUAGGAGUGGAGGCGGCCGCUAGUGGGCAGGCCGAUGUAGAGUGUUAA
Molecule: messenger RNA, 384 nt
Organism: Trichosporon asahii var. asahii CBS 2479
Lineage: Eukaryota; Fungi; Basidiomycota; Tremellomycetes; Trichosporonales; Trichosporonaceae
Exons: 2
Coding region: 1-384 (127 amino acids)
Source: RefSeq, a predicted model, not a curated record